AACGAUUUUCUAUAAGAAAAAUUUAGUUGGCGCUUGUUCCCCUGAAUCAAGAGAUGAGCAACCCGUUCAGAUGCAACAAUUCGUACGUCGGCGCUCUGCUCACCGACUACUACCAAAUCACAAUGGCGUACGCGUACUGGAAACUGGGCAAACACAACGACCCGAGCGUCUUCGACCUGCUGUUCAGAAAGAACCCAUUCAACGGCGAGUUCACCGUGUUCGCCGGACUGGGCUCGGCCAUGCGCUACCUGCAGGAGUUCCGGUUCUCUGACGACGACAUCGCCUAUCUGAAGAGCAUCAUGCUGAAUCAGAGAGACGACCUCGACUCCGCCUUCUUCGACUGGCUCAAAAACACCACCCUCCGCGACGUCAAGGUCUACGCCGUCGACGAAGGAACCGUCUCCUUCCCCUACGUCCCGCUCCUUCGCGUCGAGGGACCGCUCGCGAUUUGCCAGCUACUGGAAACCACGCUGCUAAACCUCGUCAACUUCGCCUCCCUCGUCACCACCAACGCCGUCAGGUACAGACUCGCCGCCGGACCAGACAAAAGGCUCCUCGAAUUCGGACUCCGCAGGGCUCAGGGACCGGACGGCGCCAUGGCCGCCUCCAGAUACGCCUACCUCGGCGGCUUCGACGCGACCAGCAACGUCAAGGCAUCCCAGGUCUUCAACAUCAAGCCCAGCGGCACGCACGCUCACUCGUUCAUCACGAGCUUCAGGUCCACCUCCGACCUCAAGUCCACUCUCCUGUUCAACAAAAACACCAACCGCGCCGAAAACUUCCUAGAAGCCGUCCUGCAAAAAAAAAAACAGCUGUCUAUCCGAGAAAGCCACGAGGGCGAACUAGCCGCCUUCGUGGGAUACGCCAUCGCCUGGCCAAACUCUUUCCUUGCUCUAGUCGACACCUACAACACGCUCAAAAGCGGCGUCCCGAACUACGUCACCGUCGCCCUCACGCUCAUCCAAUUCGGAUACGCCCCACUCGGCGUCAGACUCGACUCCGGAGACCUCGCCUACCUCAGCAAAGAAGCCAGAACAUACAUCUCAACCGUUUCCCAACGAAUGAACGAACCAAAACUCUCGCAAACCUUCAUCGUCGCCAGCAACGAAAUCGACGAAAGCACCCUCCUCUCCUUCAACCAACAAGAACACGAAAUCGACGCCUUCGGCAUCGGCACCAACCUCAUCACCUGCCAAAAUCAAACCUCGCUCGGCGGCAUCUACAAACUCGUCAUGAUCAACAACCUCCCCUGCCUCAAAGUAUCUCAGGACAUCUCCAAAAUCAGCAUCCCCGGUCGCAAGGACACCUACCGCUUCUUCGACGCGCAAAACCGACCUCUCCUCGACCUCAUGUGCGAGUCCACCCAACCACCACCGCAAGUCGGCGACAAAAUCAUGUGCAGACACCCGUUCCAAGAAACCAUGCGCACCUUCGUCAUCCCGCACAAAAUACAACUCCUCCACAAACUCGUCUGGGACGGCGGGCUCGUCCUCGACCUCCCCCAUCAAGAACACAUCCGCAGCUACAUCCAAAGCCAAAUCACCUCUCUCAGAAAGGACCACAUUCGCUUCCUAAACCCCACUCCGUACAAGGUCUCCCUCUCCGAACGACUCUACCACACCUUCCACACGCUCUGGCUCGCCGAAUCCUCCGUUUCCUGCAUCCAAUAGACCCCCGCCCCUCCUCCGUCACGAACUGAGCCGGGAGGGCUGCGGCCGCCGCCAACGCGCCCCAACAAUUUCCCCUUAUUUUUUGCGCCCCAAUAAUUUCCCCUCUUUUUUGCGUCCCAAUAAUUUUUCUUAUUUUUUUCUCUUCUUCGACCCCUUGUGCGCCCUGUAGUUCUUCAUCGUCUUCUCGUACAACUCCAUGUAAAACGGACGCCUCAUCGCGCUCGCCGGCAGAGGCACCCCCAACUCCGUCAAAAUCUGCUUGCACUCCCUCACCGAACCAGGCGUGUGAUCCACGUACUUCUCAAACACCUCCUCCAACGGAU
Messenger RNA from Schistocerca gregaria, 1993 nucleotides. RefSeq names its product nicotinate phosphoribosyltransferase-like. The transcript is spliced from 3 exons. The coding region runs from base 54 to 1670 and encodes 538 amino acids. Gene Ontology annotation, biological process: NAD+ biosynthetic process. Gene Ontology annotation, molecular function: nicotinate phosphoribosyltransferase activity. NCBI's taxonomy places the organism in Eukaryota, Metazoa, Arthropoda, Insecta, Orthoptera, Acrididae. The record is from RefSeq and is a predicted model, not a curated record.